GCCAUCAUACCAGCCGGCCUUGUGUCCCAGACGUAAGAUGCGCUGGCAGGAGCCGCCACCUCGCCAUACCGCGCCACGCGCCAUGGCGCCCAACGACGACAACGACGACAACAGCACCAUUGCGCCGCGCGAGAGCAACAGCCUCCUCGGCAGCUUCCGCAGCAGCUUCUCGUGGGGCCUGCGCAAGAGCAGCCUCGCCAACAGCUCAACGACCAGCGCCAAUAUGGACGAGCUCGACGACGCCAGCAGCAGUGACCAAGGCGCGACCAGCGACGACUCGACGCCCGAGGUCGAGCCCGCUGACUGGAUUGACCGCGGGUCCCGCAUCCAUCCGACACUCUCGAUGCUGCAAAGCGACAGCUUUGACGACACGUACGACGCGCCGGCCGUCCGCUGCAGCAGCAGCAUCACGCUCGAGGCGCCGCCGGUUGCCGACACGAUCCUCCGGCGCGGCUGGAUUGAAAAGUGCGGCAACAAGUUCAAGACGUGGAAGUGGCGGUACUUUGAGCUCACGCGCGACGGGUACUUGCGCUACUACACGGCCGAAGACAAGGCUACGUGCAAGGGGUCGAUCCACGUCGAGGCAACGACAAAGAACGACAUUGUCAUUCAAACCCAUGUGAGCGAGCGCCUGUACUUUUUCAUUUUGCUCACGCCUGGGCGCACGUACCUCUUCUCGACCAAGACGCAGCGCGCCAUGACGCGUUGGAUCCACGCGCUCGAAAGCAUUGGUGCCAAUGCGCGCACCGGUCGCUGGGAUCCACUGCGCAACACGGUGCACUUGACGCUCGACGACGCCGAGCUGGCGCACAAGUGGACGCCGUACGAAGACCCGCGCGACCACGCGAGCAUGGAAGGCGUGCUCUACAAGCGCGGUCACGUGCGCACGAAUUGGUCCAAGCGCUUCUUCCGCAUCGAGAUCCACAACAAACUGCCCAUGCUGUGUUACUACACGGAAGACCAGGGCGCGCCCAAAGGCCAUUUACCGCUCCUCGGCUGCAUCGUGAGCGGUGGCAUCCCGUUUGCGCCCGAUUCCCGACGCAACUACUUUGUCAUUGCGACCGACAACUUGGAGCUCCACUUGAGCGCAAUGACCGAGCACGACAUGUAUCUCUGGCUCCACGCGAUCCAGCAAGUGCAAAAGAAGCACCCGCGCCCGCCCAGCGUCCUCACGCAGGCCAUUGACCGCGCCUGCGUUCUCGCCAAGACGCUCGAGCGUGUCCCGGUGACCUUUCGGAGCAAGCGCGACUUUGAAGCGAUGGAGCUGGCCCGCCGCGGCGAGGCCCUCCUCGUGACCGAAGCGUCCGUGCUCGCGUCGGAGGUCGUGCGCGGGGCACAGCUCGUGACGAUCGCCGGUGUCUCGCUCGGCACGACGUGCGACGCUGUCCGCCUGCGGCUCGCGACCGCUGUCUAUCCGCUCACGUGCGAGUUUCUCUUGCCGCCGAAGAAGCGCGGCACGUUGAUCAAGAAGUCGCGGGCGACGCAUCAGAUGGCGACGUGGAAGGAGCGCGAUGUCGUCGUCGCCAACGGCGAGCUGCGCUACAUGGCGGGCAACGCUCUCCGCGGUGCGUUCUCGCUCGCGGGGUGCUGGGUCACGGUCGCGGCAUUUGCGAAUCGACCGUUCUGUAUCGUGCUCGGCCGAUCGCCGAGUGACAAACUCGUGCUCCAAGCACCGACCCUCAGCGACCAAGUCGAGUGGGCGAGCGUGCUGCACUGCAGCAUCGUCAUGGCGAGCCAAGGGCUCAAUAUGACCCAAAUGCGCUACGAGCGCCCUUUCUAUUAGUAAUUUAUCUUGCGUGCUGUCGUGGUUG
This is a messenger RNA of Saprolegnia parasitica CBS 223.65, 1811 nucleotides long. RefSeq lists its product as hypothetical. Bases 38 to 1783 code for a protein of 581 amino acids. The transcript has a single exon. The record is from RefSeq and is a predicted model, not a curated record. Gene Ontology annotation, cellular component: membrane. Lineage: Eukaryota; Oomycota; Saprolegniomycetes; Saprolegniales; Saprolegniaceae. Gene Ontology annotation, biological process: regulation of cell differentiation.